AUGAGGUUCGUGGUGUUUGCAGCGAUUUGUGGGUUGCUGCUGGUUAUAAGUAUAGUCUGGUGCUUGAAGGAAGGAAUAUGCCUUACUGUCGAGAAUAAUGACGUCAUUGAGGACCACGAUAGUUUGAAUGAAACAGACAUUGGUCCUUACGCAGAAGGUCGCAUUGAGGACCACGAUAGUUUAAAUGAAACAGACAUUGGUCCUUACGCAGAAGGUCGCAUUGAGGACCACGAUAGUUUAAAUGAAACAGACAUUAAUCCUUACGCAGAAGGUCGCAUUGAGGACCACGAUAGUUUGAAUGAAACAGACAUUGGUCCUUACGCAGAAGGUCGCAUUGGGGACCACGAUAGCUUUAAUGAAACAGACAUUGGUCCUUACGCAGAAGGUCGCAUUGAGGACCACGAUAGUUUGAAUGAAACAGACAUUGGUCCUUACGCAGACGGUCGCAUUGAGGACCACGAUAGUUUGAAUGAAACAGACAUUGGUCCUUACGCAGAAGGUCGCAUUGAGGACCGCGAUAGUUUGAAUGAAACAGACAUUGGUCCUUACGCAGAAGGUCGCAUUGAGGACCACGAUAGUUUGAAUGAAACAGACGAGAAAGGUCUUGUAGAGGACUGCGUGUCUCGAUGCGAGACUGGUGCUUUUGGCUCUUCAAAACCUGCUGCUUACGAGCAAUGGGCGCUGAAUGAAACUUACAUAGAGCGAGGUGGUUCUGACAGCGUCAUCGGGGAGAAUGUGUGUGACGCAACCUGCUACAAUUUAACUGAUAUUACCUCUGUGGUGGAAGGUACCCUUGCAAACAUACAUGACCAUUAUAACCCUGACUAG
Molecule: messenger RNA, 828 nt
Organism: Branchiostoma belcheri (Belcher's lancelet)
Lineage: Eukaryota; Metazoa; Chordata; Leptocardii; Amphioxiformes; Branchiostomatidae
Exons: 1
Coding region: 1-828 (275 amino acids)
Source: RefSeq, a predicted model, not a curated record